Messenger RNA from Alternaria triticimaculans, 345 nucleotides. RefSeq lists its product as uncharacterized. Lineage: Eukaryota; Fungi; Ascomycota; Dothideomycetes; Pleosporales; Pleosporaceae. The transcript has a single exon. The record is from RefSeq and is a predicted model, not a curated record. The coding region runs from base 1 to 345 and encodes 114 amino acids.
AUGACCGCGAUGUUACUCGAUCAGAUCCAAGAUGGCUACCCCGGACUUGCAAAGUUCAUAGGACAGGAUCUGGACCAAGGACUUAGAAUCUUCAAGAAAUUCGCCGAGCUGAAUGCUCGUAGUCUGCUGUAUAUGCAGGCUGAGCUUCUCUGUCUCGAACAAGAGCUGGAUGUUAUUACUUACGUCGACGAACAUGGUACGGAUGCCAGCACAAAGAACUUUGCCAGAAGUGUAUGGGAAAUGAAGAAGCCACCGAACAAACCUCAAUGGGAAAAAGUCCUAGAGAUUAGGAGGAAGUUGAAAGACUACAGUAUGAAUCUACCGCGCUCUGGAUUGUUAGGCUGA